AUUUUUAAAAUAAUAAUUAUUAUUAUUAUUUACUACUAUUUUUUUAUCAAAUUUCGACAUCUUAAUUCCAUCGAAAGAUAUGCUUUCAUGUUUGGAUCUUGAAUUUUCUCUAUAAUUUGUUUUUGUACAUCCAGAUUAUUAACUUCAAUAGAGUUACUCAGUUUCUCUGCGUAUUGAAUCCAAACGCAAUUAUUACAACCAGACAUGCAGCAGUUGGUAGGCUCUGUAAUAUCUUCUAUAGAGAGAGAAUCAUCAGCUUUUUGUUGAUCUUCGAUUUGUUCAUUAGACAUUCCUGUAUUUUGGUUAUCGCUAGAACAUAAUCUCAAGGUCAUGAAUAUGCCCUUCCAAUUAUCGUAGAUUUGUCUUUUGACGUUAUUUACUUUUGAACGAACCAGAUUCAUUGUUAUUUAGGUUAGAUAGAUGGUCAUUUGAAUGUAUAUUUAGAACGACAUUGAUGUUAUUUUAUUUAUCUGAUUGUUAAACGUACAUUUAACAAUCAAAUACUAGAUAUUUAGGGUAUACUUAGAAAAGUGGCUGAAGCGAAUGUUUUUAGGAAGAAAAGUUCUUUCGUAAGAUCACAAACUCGUCUUUUUUUGUUUUCUUGCCUUUUUUUUUUAUUUGUUUUUUUAACGUCAUAAACGAUAAAUAGACAAAUAGAUAUCUAUUACGUGAGAUAAAUAAGUAAUCUUGAAGAGACAUCUGGCGAGUUAUAUACUGAAAUACGUUUUCAAAACUAGUAUUUUACGAUAUAAAUUUGUAAUAAUAUUAUCUCGAUGUUAUUGAUAACAUUUUAUAAAUUUGUAUUUAUAUUCUAUUGAAAAAUUCUAAUGGAUAAUGAAUAAUUUCUUAAGCUUUCAUUUUAGUUUGUAUGUAGUAGCGUGUAAAUAAAUUGUAAUAUCUUCCACGUGGGUUUACGUCGGUUCAAUGUCAUUUUGAAAAUAAUAAAUAUUGUUUGUGACAAUGGGUCGCAAAAUUCCGGGGAAGAAACAUCGUGGCGUCAAGGAUCCUGAAAAACAGCGUGCUAAACGAUUAGCUGAGUUAGAAACAAAAAUAAACGCUCCGCCGAAAGAUGUCAAAGAGCAAGCAGUAUCAAAAAGUUUGGAAAAUUUUAUUAGACUUAAGGAAGCAGUUAAGUCUGGUAAAAUAAGUAAUGUGAAGAAAGUAAGGAAAAGGAAGAAAAAUGGAUUAAUAUGCGUUGGCGGUGAAAAACCAAAGUCGUUACAUCCUAAAUCAAAACCAGAAAAGGCAGUUCCAAUAUUUCAACAAAAACCCGACGAAAGUAACAAUCGAUUUUUUUAUCGUGUCAGUCAGGAGACUCAUGCUUUUCUUAAUGAAACUGCCUUUGAAAAGAAAUACGAUGUCGUUGUAAAUAGAAAUUCUAAUACCGGAGAGGUCGAAGGUAUAUCUAAACGUCCUAAAGAUGAGUUGGAUGAAUUAGAGAGAUUGAGGGCAAAACAUAAAAAUAUUAGAAAAAAGAAAAAGAAUAAAGAAGGCGAAGGUGAUAUGAACCUUAGUAAAUCUCAAAAAAGAAGGCAGAAGUUGUUAAUCAAGAAGAAAAAAAAGGAGGAGGAUUUAAUUGAUAAUUUUCAAAUAUUUCAAGAUGAUGUGAAAUUUGGAGAAACAGUGCAUGCACCGCCUAGAUUAGUUACCAGACCUAAAAAAGCUAAUCUCACGGAUACUAUCAAGCCAGGAAAGAAAAAUUUGCUUCUACAUUCGUUAUUCGCAAAGAAUGGUUCAUCCAAUAGCAAUACUACAAAAUCGGUUGUCAUUGAUAGAUCUGGUAAACGUAAAAAUCUACCAGCUAGUGAAAGAAGACAACUGGAAAAAGAACAGAGCAGUGUUAUUGCAGCAUACAGACAGUUGAAAGCUAGGCAAUCUGCUGAUGUUGAUAUUUAGGAUUCAAAGCUGAGAGACGGGACAAGCUCAGAUCCGCUACCGGUGAUAAGGAGACCGACAAAAAAUUUGCACGCGUGCACACACAGAGGUGAUGUCGAAGAUGAUACUCUAUUAACAAACAAGCGUGGAUAUUAACCGAUUGUCGAAGCGAAGCGUAUUAACGUUUUAUUAACGCCAUGUAAACACUUCUUCGCUACUCUUACGGCCUACGCAGAAAAGGAAAUACUAUGACGAUGGAGGAGGAACAACGGCGGCCAUCUUUGCGUGACAAACGAAAAAUUAUUAACGGUUCGGAGGUGCUGGAUUCAAAAGGUUAGCAGCGCUCUCGUCGUAGUUUCGUAUUAUCGUGUCUGUGAUAAAUAGCUAGAACCUACUAUACAUUCCAAAGUCUGUGAGAUAUAGUUCGUUGUUAGUAAAGAAACUAGUGCUUUGUAGUUAUUUAAAAGAUAUUUUAAAACCGAGAGAAUAAAAAGAGAAUAAAAGGAAAAAAAAGAAAAAAAAAAGAAGAAAAAAAAAGGAAAGAAAAAAGAAG
Messenger RNA from Vespa mandarinia (Asian giant hornet), 2428 nucleotides. Its product is annotated as coiled-coil domain-containing protein 137. Gene Ontology annotation, cellular component: nucleus. The record is from RefSeq and is a predicted model, not a curated record. NCBI's taxonomy places the organism in Eukaryota, Metazoa, Arthropoda, Insecta, Hymenoptera, Vespidae.